Molecule: messenger RNA, 3891 nt
Organism: Heterocephalus glaber (naked mole-rat)
Lineage: Eukaryota; Metazoa; Chordata; Mammalia; Rodentia; Bathyergidae
Source: RefSeq, a predicted model, not a curated record
CGUAGUCGGAGGCCAGAGCCUCUUCAAUUGGGGAGGAACCUAUUCGUUCUGGGGCGGGGCCUAUGGGAAGAUGGACAGCUCGGUCAAGACUUGAAAAGGGGCGGGGCCCGAGGGGCGGGACCUCGGGUGGCCCCAGGUAGCCCGGCUACUGGGUCCGAAGCGGCUGCGGUCCGACUCCUCCUGGCCGCGGGAUGGCGUCCCCGCGGGAAUUGACCCAGAACCCCCUGAAGAAGAUUUGGAUGCCCUACAGCAACGGGCGCCCCGCCCUGCACGCCUGCCAGCGUGGUGAGUUGAGACUGAUGCGCCACCCAGAGCCAACACCCCAGCACAGUUUGCAUGACCAACUGCCCAACACUCAUUGUCAUGGUGGGCCUGCCAGCCAGGGGCAAGACCUACAUUUCUAAGAAGAUGACCCGAUACUUGAACUGGAUUGGAGUACCCACUCGGGAAUUCAACGUUGGCCAGUAUCGCCGGGACAUGGUCAAGACCUACAAAUCUUUUGAGUUUUUCCUCCCAGACAAUGAAGAGGGCCUGAAAAUCAGGAAGCAGUGUGCCCUGGCAGCCCUGUGUGAUGUCCGGAGGUUCCUCAGUGAGGAGGGAGGACACGUGGCGGUUUUUGAUGCAACCAACACUACUAGAGAGCGGAGAGCAACGAUCUUCAAUUUUGGGGAGCAGAAUGGCUAUAAGACCUUCUUUGUUGAGUCCAUCUGUGUGGAUCCUGAGGUCAUAGCUGCCAACAUUGUGCAAGUGAAGCUGGGCAGCCCCGACUAUGUCAACCGGGACAGUGAUGAGGCCACCGAGGAUUUCAUGAGACGAAUUGAGUGCUACGAAAACUCCUAUGAGUCUCUGGAUGAGGACCUGGACAGAAAUCAUUGGCCAGAGGUGACUUGCAGAACACCUGUUACCUCAUCUGGAACUGUGCAAGUCAGGACUUUCUACUGUUUCAGCACAGAAUCAAGCCUGAUUUCUGUGCAGAGGGGCCUCCAUGGCACUGCAGACAUCACAUGCUUGUCUCUCAGUGUGCAGUCUGCGUGGGGAGGGGAGGACAGCUGCCUGUGUGGAUGGGAAGAGCGAAGCAUUCCUGUGUGGAAUGGUCCAAGGCGGUGUCUGGCUGAGGGUCUUACAGCUGGGAUCAGCAAGUAUUUUCUGGAUCUGUCCUAUAUCAAGAUCAUGGACGUGGGGCAGAGCUAUGUGGUGAACCGAGUAGCUGACCACAUCCAGAGCCGAAUCGUGUAUUAUCUCAUGAACAUCCAUGUGACACCCCGGUCCAUCUACCUCUGCCGGCAUGGGGAGAGUGAGCUCAACCUCAAGGGCCGGAUUGGUGGGGACCCAGGACUGUCCCCUCGGGGCCGGCAGUUUGCCAAGAGCCUGGCUCAGUUCAUAAGUGACCAGAACAUCAAGGAUCUGAAGGUCUGGACAAGCCAGAUGAAGAGAACAAUCCAAACAGCAGAGGCGCUGGGUGUGCCCUAUGAGCAGUGGAAGGUCCUCAACGAGAUCGAUGCGUUAACAAUUACUGUGGCACAGAAAAAACAGGGUGUCUGCGAGGAAAUGACCUACGAGGAAAUUCAGGAUCAUUACCCACUGGAGUUUGCCCUGCGGGACCAGGACAAGUACCGGUAUCGGUACCCCAAGGGGGAGUCCUAUGAGGACCUAGUACAGCGGUUGGAGCCUGUCAUCAUGGAGCUAGAGAGGCAGGAGAAUGUCCUGGUCAUCUGCCACCAGGCUGUGAUGCGCUGCCUCCUGGCCUACUUCCUUGACAAGGCAGCAGAACAGCUGCCCUACCUCAAGUGUCCACUGCACACAGUCCUGAAGCUCACUCCUGUGGCCUACGGUUGUAAAGUGGAGUCCAUAUUUCUGAACGUGGCAGCUGUGAACACACACCGGGACAGACCACAGAAUGUGGACAUCUCUCGGCCUCCAGAGGAAGCCCUUGUCACAGUCCCUGCUCACCAGUGACCACAUCUCAUCUACUGCGAUGCCUGGGUGGACAUAGAUCUCUGUGGAUGAGGUCAUCCCAGGCUGCCUGGUGUGUGUGACAGUGACCAUACAGGAACACUCUCAAAGCUGUGCAUGGCUGGCCACACCCAGACCCCCUGACACAGCUCAUCUGCCUCCUUGUUGAUAGUGACAGGGUUGACAUGGCUGCUGACUUGCUACUAAGAACCACCAGGCCAGAUGGUGCUGCAUGGGCAGGGCAAGAGUGCCCACCACUGGCUGCUGUGUUGCAGCUCUCAGAUGGUCCUGCUCAGCAGGCCAGUGCCCUGAAUGUGAAAUGGGGAGUCUCACUGAGAUGUCCCCACUGUGGCCCAGCUGCCUGGAGUAGACCCUGCAGAGCCUCUUCUCUCCUCUCUGGGGCUCCUUGCUGAGCCAGUGGCCAGGUCUUCAUGGGAUCUUGAAUCUCUGCUGCUAUAGGUGACAGGGAGAGCUCUCCCUGUGCUUCCUUGCCAGGAACCAAGGAGUGGCAGCCACUAACCUUGGGCCUGUGUCACUCAUCCUGUGGAGACUCAGGAAAGCAGCGAGCUCACCCCAGCAUGUUGUGAGGUGGAGGAAGCACAUGUUGGGGGGUGUAGGGUUGGGUGUUGCACUGUGGCCAUCUCUUCCUGACUGUGCAUGCACUGGACUCAGAGGAUCUGGUUGCCAAUUCAGCUGUUCACAGGGGAGCCACACAGACAGGACAGCUGCACACAGGUGGGCGGCCAGGGAGGAGGCUGCCUCUCUGCUGGGGCUGCCUCUGUCCACACAGGAAUGUACACUGGUGGCAGAGAUGUGUAUUCACCGUAAUGCUGCUGAAACCAUGCUGUGGUCCCAUAAAACCUGUACCAGAGUUUGUUGGCCUCUCCCAGUGGGACUGAGGAAAGGACAGAACCCAGAGGUAGCCUCUGCCCAAGGGAGAAUUUCUCUAACCCUGACACAGCUUUGGCUCAUGAACCUGUGAGCCAGGUAAAAAUGGCCCUACAAAGCCUGGUGUCUGUCACACCCCUGAGUUCUUAUGGGUUUAGGCAGUGGGUUCUGGCUCCAGUUCAUAGCUGGCCAACAGACUGGCCAGCAGGUUUUGGGGUGGGGCCGCAACAUACCUAGACUAGUAGUUGAGGCCCUGCUGUCCACAGGUGGCCUUGGUGGAGUCAGGCCUCUGGACCUCAACCUCACUUUGUACCCAGAACCUUUCUAGGACUGUGCCUGGCAGAGCAGCCUGCCUUUUACAGCCCCCUGGGCUUUGCAGCCUCUAAGUGCCACCUGCCCCAAAGGAAAGUCAGGGUACCUGUCCCUGACCAGUGCCCUCUCAUUCCCAGGUGCUGCCACAGCUGAGGACAAACAGGGAGAGUUACCUGGGGUAGGCCUGGGGUAGGAUCCUCUUCCUAGACUCAUCUCUUGUCAGAGCCCUGAGCCCUACUGCAGGCCCAAGGACCACACAUUUGCCUUUGGGAUGUGAGGCUGUAGCCUUUGAUUGUGUCCCUCGGGGUUUUGAUGACUUCUGUCACCUGGAUAUACUUACUUGUUAGCUAUAGUGGGUCCCUCUGGUCAGUAGCUGCUCAAAUGCAUCUGGAUGUCACCUGGGCCAAGACACAAAGGACUUUUUUCUCUGUGUACCGAGGGGAGGCAGGAGUUGAUGGACAUGGUUGCUCUAUGAGGGCUGGAGACACGGCAGAGGGAAAUCAGGGGGCCACGUGUGCACAGGCGCAGCCCCUCCCUGUCUUUGCCCUGGAGCAGCCUCUGCAUGGCAGCCACAUGCCCAGGUGGCUGCCAGGUUUUAGCUGGGAUGGCUGACAUGCCCGAAGUGUAGAGGUCCUGCUUUCCCAGGAGUGAGUGGCUCUGGUCCUCAGCCACAAAUUGCACUGUGUCUAGCAUUCGUUGCAAUAAAUACUUUUUAAAAACCUAACAAUUUAAGGUUGA